This is a messenger RNA of Mercenaria mercenaria, 1705 nucleotides long. RefSeq lists its product as uncharacterized. NCBI's taxonomy places the organism in Eukaryota, Metazoa, Mollusca, Bivalvia, Venerida, Veneridae. Bases 89 to 1564 code for a protein of 491 amino acids. The transcript has 4 exons. The record is from RefSeq and is a predicted model, not a curated record.
CUGCAUUUAAAAUGAUACAUCGACUCCUCUCUUCAAUUCAUUUUACCAUUGUUUUGUCGACAGAAUUUGUAACUUAAUAAUAAGGAAUAUGGAGUAUAUGAAGUUUGCCACUCUGAUACUGAUAGGAUGCAUCAUCAUCAUAACACAUGCGGGCUGUUGUCUGUCACAAAGUCAUUAUGGCACUGAAUUUGUCUUUGGAAUUCCCCAUAAUCACCACAAUGAGAAUCAGUGUAAAGAAAUAUAUGUAAGCAUAGCUGCAUUUACAACGGGGACUUACAACUUUACCGUGCCGUAUUUAAAUAUUUCGAAAACUGGUACAAUUCAAUCGAAUCUAACAGAAAUAAAACUGAACUGUAGUAUCGCAAAAUUUGGGACGUUCACAGAUCGUCGCGGAUUAUACUUGAAAACUAGCACCGAGGUAGCUGUUUACGCCACUAAUUAUGAAAGUGAUACUGCAGAGUCAUUUCUAGUUAUACCUGUCCCGGAGACUGGAAAACAGUACAGCACAGCCGCGUAUCAGCCAGUUGAUUCAUCUGAGAAUAGAUUUGUUUUGGUUGCAGCUUCAAGUCCCGAGACACAUGGGUGUAUAUAUAACGAUACAAGUGGAAGGUUUGUUACAAAUUUCUCGUUAAAUCCACUGGAGGUGUAUCAACUUUCUACUUCAGACACUUUGCAUGGUAUAAGAGUAAUUGCAGACAAACAAGUUGCUGUUAUAACAGGAACAACAUGUGCAACGAUUCCUCAUAGUAUUUCGGCGUGUGACAUUAUAACUGAACAGAUGAUUCCUACUAAGUCAUGGGAUAAGAUCUAUAUAGCACCCCCAACGCCACCAAAGGAAGCAUAUGAACUCAGAGUCACAAAGACCAAUAGCUCAGUAUCCGGACAAAUCUGCUUUCAUAAUCAAACAAGUUACUAUUGUGGUAACGACUCAACAAUUUCUAUGAGGAUGGGGAACAGACCCACUGUUAUUGUAUCAGAUAAUCCGAUUUCAGUGGUUCAAUUUGGUUUUGGCAAUGGCUAUCCGUUGUCAGGUGUUGGAGACCCGUUUAUGACUGUCAUCCCCGGGCUAGGAAACUUCUUGAAUAAUUAUUCUUUUGCCAUACCAAAUAUUUACAGGAACGCACAGAACCAUUUAUCUAUUAUUAUACCGACAAAAUACAUACAAGGACUUGUUCUUGAUGGACUAAAUUUAACCAUUGCUCAUAACGAUAUGCUCAAUGUCUCGGAACCAUUGGAUAAUUAUACUGUUGUGAUAUUGAACGUAAGCAGUGGAUAUCACCAUCUAUAUCAUACUAAAAACUAUGUCAAGUUUGGGCUUCUUAUUUAUGGACUGGGAACGACAUCAGACAAGUACGUAGGGUUUGGAUAUCCAGGAGGAAUGAGACUGUCAGGGUCUGAUACAUUUACCACACCAACCACGAACAUUGCUGUAACAUCACCACUUCCAGAUGGAAACAAGACUAAUACAGUGCUUAGCUCAACACAAGCAAUUGGAAACAGUAACUUUAAUUUCUACUAUAUUAUGAAAAUAUUGUUUACAGCAUUCAGUGACAAAAAGAAAUAACUGACGAUCACAAGUAAAAUGAGCUUAAGGCAUUAUGCUUUUUGAUAAAUGGAUAUGUCGGGGCAGUAAAUGAUGCCUUUUGAGUGAGGGAAAUGCUCUCAACAUGUAGAAGUCAGUCUCUAAACAUUAUCUCGUAAUAAC